Messenger RNA from Morchella importuna, 1353 nucleotides. RefSeq lists its product as uncharacterized. The record is from RefSeq and is a predicted model, not a curated record. The transcript has 4 exons. Bases 1 to 1353 code for a protein of 450 amino acids. Gene Ontology annotation, molecular function: protein binding; aminomethyltransferase activity. Lineage: Eukaryota; Fungi; Ascomycota; Pezizomycetes; Pezizales; Morchellaceae. Gene Ontology annotation, biological process: glycine catabolic process. Gene Ontology annotation, cellular component: mitochondrion.
AUGCUCCUCCCGCGCCUCCUCCUCCCCCUCCGCAGCAGCACUAGCACCAUCGCACGAUCCACCUCCCCCCGCCAAUGCCUCAAGCUGCUCCCUACUGCUGCUGCUGCUGCAAUGACCCAGCAGCGGUUCUUCGCGGCGGCUGCAGCGGUGGAGGGCGCAGAGCUCAACAAGACACCGCUGGAUGCGCUGCACCGGCGCAACGGCGGCAAGAUGGUCCCGUUUGCGGGAUACUCGAUGCCCGUGCUGUACGAGGGCAUGGGCGUGGGCGACAGCCAUCGCUUUGUCAGGGAGAGGUGUGGCUUGUUUGAUGUUUCGCAUAUGGUGCAGCAUCGCUUCGAAGGUCCCGGCGCCCUGCAAUUCCUCCAAACCAUCACCCCCACGGACCUAACCCUCCUCGAGCCCAACCAAUCCACGCUCUCAGUCCUCCUGCACCCCGUCACCGGCGGCAUCGUCGACGACCUCAUCAUCACCCUCGAGAACCCCUCCUCCUUCUACGUCGUUACCAACGCCGCCUGCAAGGCCAAAGACACAGCAUACUUCACCCACCACCUCACGCACUUCAACGCCACCCACAGCAGCACCGGCGCCGCCGUGCGCCACACCGUCCUGCACAACCAAGGCCUCAUCGCCCUGCAGGGCCCGCUCGCAAAGGAUAUCCUCCAGGAAUACCUCGACUCCACCCCCGCACGCGGGAAGCUCGACCUCAGCACGCUGUACUUUGGGUAUGCGACUACCGUCGCUGUCCCGCUGGGCGCGGACAACGUGGAGGAGCUGCAUAUCGCGCGCGGCGGGUACACGGGCGAGGACGGGUUCGAGAUCUCGAUCUCGCCGCGCAACACGGAGGCGGUCACGCAGGCGCUGCUGGACGCCGGAAAGAGCGGGGGGAGGGUACAGCUUGCGGGGCUGGGCGCGAGGGAUAGUCUUAGGCUCGAGGCGGGGAUGUGUCUGUAUGGGCAUGAUAUCGAUGAUGGGACGACGCCGAUUGAGGCCGGGCUGAAGUGGCUGGUGGGGGGGAAUAGGGUUAUGGAGGGAACAUUCAACGGCCACGAGACAAUCUCCCGCCAGUACAACGACUGGAAACAAGUCACACGCCGCCGCGUCGGCCUCAUCGUCGACGGCGCGCCCGCGCGCGAGGGCGCCGAGAUUCUCGAGAAGGGCUCUGACACCGUCAUUGGCAAAGUAACAUCCGGCUGUCCCUCGCCAACACUGGGGCUCAAUAUCGCGAUGGGGUAUGUUCAGAGCGGGUUCCAUAAGAGCGGGACCGAGGUGGGGGUGAAGGUGCGCGGGAAGGUGCGUGUGGGGAGGGUGGCGCGGAUGCCGUUUGUGGGGGUGGGGUAUUAUAAGAAACCGUAG